UUUUACUGGUUUAUGGCAGUAUGUGAUUUUCUGCAAAUAGGCUACAACUCAUUUGUGUGUGUAUAUUUUGUGAUUGCAUGAUAACCAGUGGAGGUCAUCUAGCACAGGCUCUAGUGUACAGUGGGCACAAUAACACCUGUAUGCAGUCCAGUAAAUAUUCCCUUUGUGAAUGUUGUAUUUUUUCAGAUUGAUAUUGUAAAGAUAGCCAGAAAAUAUGGAGUUUAAUCUCUGUCUCAAGUAAAUCAUAAUACAUCCCGUGUUAUUUGUAUGUAGAUCAUAUGUGCCAUGUGCCUUUAAUAAUCCAGAGAGUUCCACAGCAGUUGUAAAUCACAAUAUUCUAACAGGCCCACACACUUACAGAUUGAUGAAAUGAUAAGUGGAUGGAUAGAUGGAUGUUAGAGGGGCCAUAUCACAUAUCCACAGUUGUUCCAUUAUGAUUAUCUGCACUGACUGUUCUUGCCUGAGCCAUUAGUAUUAUCACUGUGAAUCAGUGUCCUUUUUACUUCUGCCUUUUCCACAACCACAACAAUUGGCUAUACCCACUCAUUAUUGGAAGGAUAGUCAAUCUUUUUUUUUUAGUCAACACAUUAUUUUGUUUUGGGUUCCAGGCUCUGCGUUGUUCCUGGGUCUACAGUGGACUUCUCAGGCCCCAUCCUAAUGAGAACAGUAAUGAGCCUGGGCCCCAAGCAACAUACUGAAUUUCUCAUUUGGAUCCCAGUCAGAUAAAGGUCCAGAGCCAUGGCUGUAGAAUGAGUGUUGGCCCUCUUUUAUAGGCCAGUUUUGGUUUGAAGGCUUUUUGUGUUUAAGGCCUUCCUAAAAACCUUCAAUGGAAACAUACAUCUUAGUCUAAUUAUCAGAUGGACAUUCACAGGGCAAAGUUCAGGACUUUUGAAUUGCAUCAUAAAAGAUCUAAUCUGUGUUUUCAGCAGUGUGUGACAUACAGUAAAUCUCUACAUAAAUCCUUGUGACCGUGUGGGUGAGGCAAAUGGAUCUUGCACCAUCAAGUCAGAGAUAGGGAUUAGUGAAGUGAGAGCACUUUCCUUUGUGAGUUGCUUUUGUUUUUGCCUUACUUCACUGACAAGUACUGUGUCAUGCAAGUGAAGGAAGCAGUUCCAUUUUAUAAUAAUAGACCCUUCAGAAGACAAACAAUGAAAAUACUUAUCGUAAAACAGGUAACAGGAAUAGUCAUACAUAUUCAAAUUUGGAAACUACUAAGCAUUGAAAUGUAUGAUGUUUUGUUUAAAAUACUAUCAUAUGAUUAGAAUAAACUUUAUUUUGCUGUAAAAUGCCUGACAAUAUAUUUCAACAGUUUAACUGUUGUCGCACUACGCUGCAAACAUAACGUUAGAAUUGAGGUCAUCUCACCAUUGAACAGUGUUGAUUGUAGCCUAACUAAGUGGCCCAUUUAGAUCAUUUAAAUGGGGACAUCCCAGUGACUCAAUGCUUAAUUGCUUGUAAUGCAAUGCUUAAAUCUGCCCAUGAAUUCAAAGCCAUUCUUAUCUUUCCUGACUAUCUGACUAAAAUCAGAGCUACAAUAAAGCACAUGACUAUAUGACAGUGAAAGAAAUAAUUAUAAAAGAGUUCUAGUAGAAUUAAUGUUAGCUGUCCAGGGACCUUUUUAUGAUUCGUCCCAGAUUUCCAGCUUGGGGAGCCAUUCAACCUGUGCCUGUAUGCACCCAGACACAGGUCAGUAAAAUUUUAACCUGUCAUGUGCUGUUCAGCAUAAUCUUAUUUAAAGUCAAGUUUCCCCUUUAAACAAAAGCAUUAUGUUUUUGGAUGAAAACCACAUCAUCCCAGUUUAUUUUUCAAAAAAAAUUUGAAUUGUUAAAUGUUGUUGUUUGAGCUCCACAUUUUCCCAGUCAAAUGUAUUAUGCACAUACUGUAUAGUCUUUACUUUGGACUUACAUUUCAACAAAAGAAAAAACACAGCUUUCUUGCAUCCUUCUCUGACUUUGGGCAGUGUGGGUCUAGAAAAAGAACACUGAUAUAUGUAUGUUAUCUGGAAAGAAAAGCUUGGGUUGUUGGUUACUCCAGACAAUGCUUUCAUUGCAGUGCAGGGUACAAAGGGAUUUCAUAGAUUUGUUAUAGUUCACUGAGGAAAACACGAAUUAAUUGGAAAUUGUCUGAAUAACAGCAUGGAUGAACAACAUGUGACAAUAGCUACACAGUGUCAAAUUAGGCUAGACCUAUCCAAUAUAAUACAGAUCAGUAUAUCCUGCAACACUAUACUGAAAAACUGUGGGCCCCAGCACCCCCAAACACCCAAGUUAAUUAGGCCUACUUGUUUUUCUUUUGGAAAGGAAUAUGGGAACAUAAAUUAUUAAAGUAAAAUAUCAACUGAAAAUGGGCCUUACUUUAUUACCUGUUAAGGCCCAGUUUUGUCAAAAUUUUGUUUUAAGGCCCUAUUAUUUUUGCUAAUAUAGGCCUCACAUGAUGCAUAUUUAUGAUUGUUUUGUGUGUUUAAUCAAUAUUACUAAGAGGCAAUGCACAGAGAAUGAGAGGGGGUUAAUGCCCACCCAGCAGGUUAAUCCAGCCAGCCAUGGGUGUAGAUGUGCCAGUGGAGGAAAAAAGAAAUGAAUGGUGUGAUGGGCACAAUACUUAGUUAUUCACCUUGGACACAUGAUCAGAAAAACUGUGCACAUGUAUUGAAUGCAAGUGAAUUGUAGAUGGGCGAGGUACACGUUUAGAAAUGCAACAAUAAAAAUAAAUAAAUAGUAAAUCAGACUUUUAUUUUGUAAGAGAACGCUUUCGAUUACUUCCUGCCCCGUGACCUCGCCCUCGCCUGGAUACGAGAAAGCGUCGCUACGGAGAGAGGGAUGGGUCUGUGGUAGUUAAAAUACACUUCUGUUUACUUUCCCACGCAGUUAGGACAAUUUACUAUCAUGGCAGUCUAUGGAAAACGCUUCUCGGUCGUUGCGACAGCGACUCUACCAAGUUUUAACGUUUGUAUAUACACGUUUUGGUGCUGUUAGUGCACUAAUCUAUGUUGGCAUGACAGAUAAAGAUUAGUUAGCAUGCUAGCGAGCUAGCCACACAGCCUCAGCAUCACAAAGCGACCACACCUGCCAGUGACAGGUACCGAGAAGUCAUGGGUAAACUACAGAGCAAGUUUCGCAAGAGGUCUGACCUCUACAGGGCAUCUCAGGGGGAGAAGGCAGAUAAUACCUUUGACAGUCAGGUGGUGCAGUAUGAACCUGCCCAUCAAGGGUCCACCAACACUGUCACUAAUCUCAACCCAGAUCUGUGUGUUUCUGGUGGGAGUGACCAGGCUGUGGUGGUGUAUGACUGGAAACAAGGCAGGAUGUGUCAGUCCUUCCAGGGUCACAACCGAGAGGUUACCAAGGUGGUGUGUUAUCCAGGCAGUACAUGGAUCUUUAGUGCCUCACGGGACAAGACUGUUCUGAUGUGGGACCUAAACCAGGGGGACGAACCCAUUCAGGAAUUUUGUGGCCAUGAAUUGGUGGUCAAUGGACUAGCUAUCAGCCCUGAUGGGAGAAAGCUGUGCACUGGUUCUCGUGACAACUGGAUGUGCCUGUGGGAUAUAGAAUCUGCAAAAUGUGAACACAGACACAACAUUUCGAGAAACCUGGUGACUCAUGUGUGUUGGGUUCCUAGCAGCUCCUCUAUAGUUCAGACCUCCGAGGAUAAGACCAUAAGGGUGUGGGACAGCCGUGCAUGGCAGGUGACCAAUACUUUUCCAGCCAAGCAAUACAUCCAGACCCACUGUGACGUUUCUGCAAAUGGCAACUACUUGGUGUCCAGCAGCAACGGCUUUGGAGGCCAGGGCGGUGAAGCCACGCUCUGGGACCUGCGUCAGCCCGGCUGUAAAGUUGUGGAGUACAGAGGUCAUGUCCAGACCACCGCCUGCUGUAUGUUUCUGCCUACACCUCUUGGUGGCACAGCUCAGGUAGCAACAUCCUCCCAUGACUGUUCCAUUAAAAUCUGGGAUCAGAACACAGCAGUCUGUUUAGGGACGUUGUCUCUGGAUAGUGCUGGUCCACUGAUUUGUCUGGCUCCCACUGACUCCACCGAUCUGCUGUGUGCCAGCUUCAACAACGGCCUCCACCAUAUCCAGGUUGGCCACGGAUCAAACCAGGCUCAGGUUUCUGGGGCAGGUUUAGGUGGAGCUGGUGGCCUGGACAUGAAAGUUGUGGCACGCUUCUGACAGCCCAGAAGAGCCUGGUGUGACUAGUAUGCUCGUAACCCAGACCUGUGAACGGCCAGUGACUCUGCGAGCAGUAUCACUGGAUAUGGACAUCUAUCUAUCAUGUCAGUGCUUUUAUUUUUUAAUUUUACAAUUUUACACAUUUCUAUAGUAUUUUUUGCUUUACUAGACUGCCAUACAGUGAAUAAUGACAGAAGAUAUCAGUGAGAAAAGGAGUGGAUGAUAAUGACAUGUAUGGAGGAUGCACCUUUUGUCCAGCAAAGCCACCUGCAUGCCCAUCGUAGCUGCUCUUCUUGGGGAAUGGUCUGUAAGUCACAUUACCCAUUAUUAUAAGAGACUAUAAACAUCUAAGUGAUCCUGCUUGGAUUGCUGCCUUCUUGGACAGAACCAGAAUAGCUGGGGUUUACUCUGUUUUGUACACUACUUCAGCUAGGUGGAUUUUACGAGAUGCUUCAUGCACAUGUUGUAUUGCCUUUAUUGGUGGUGUUGAAUACAUGUUUGGAGGACAUCCUAAUGGGGCAGGAGUAGUGUUGAAAAUGUGUAAGCACUCUUAGAGCAGGAAAAUCAGCUAUUUGGUCAGAUGUACUAUGAUUUUUCCUGGAUAAAAGUUAGUAGGUGCAGUCAGACUUGCAGUCUUGUUUGUUAAACAUGUUGUGGUUGUUUUUAUCACCAAACAGAGUAAUGCUAAACACGUGUAUGUGGAUAUGUAACCUUUGAUUAGUUUGUACUUUAGCUUUAACCUGUCAAGUGUUGGACCAAAUCAAUACCUAUGACACAAGACUGUAUAAACAUUAGCUUUUUUUUUAGGUAAAAUUCUAUUCAUAAUGUUUUUUAAAAAUAAAUAUUCCGAUAUUUUUGAACUGAAGCUGCCAAUAGCUGAUGUUUGGUGCCGAUAUCCAAUAUAUUUAAAUUUGAAAAUGACUAUGCAAAAUACUGAGUAAUUCCCUUUUUUAAUAAAAUAGUGUUUGAAUAAACAAAUGGGUAUAAAAUAUAUUGCAAAUACAAAAGAAAGCUGCUCUGUGACCUACACAUAAACAUAUAUAAAUCCUUCUACCAGUUAAGAUAUUGUUUGAUCAACAUUGAUUGAGGUAUUAGAUUUUGAUUUAAUACGGUGUCGCUACUGUGCUAUUAACAACUACUGUGUUAGGAUUAGCAAUCCAGACCGCUGUAGUUUAGCCAGCAAAUUCCAAUGUAAAAAUAUAAUUAGCAACCUUAAGUGAGUUUUAAGUGAAUUUGGCCGCACAUAACACACACACAUUCCUACCUUAACUGAUUUUUGUCAGGAGAUGAGUUAAACCACUCUUCUAUUUGAAGUGUAAAUAUAAUACAGAUUACUUUGUCAGUUUCAGCAUCUUAAAAAAAAAACAUAAUUAUAUUAUAUACAUAAUUUUCCUUUUUGUUUGUGGUUAUCCUGGGUACCAUCUCUCCCAAAGACAGUGGUUGCUAUAUCAUCAAAUUCCAUUUUAGAGAAUUAUCUGCAGCUAGAACAACAAAAUGGACAGGCUAUAGUUCAAAGUGACCAGUUCAGCGGUAAUGUACUAUCAGGUGAUUCCAAAUGCACUAUGUAGAUAUUUGGCACUCUAAACAUCCCCAGUUGAUUUGAGCUAUCUGUGUUUGUGUAUAAAGUUUAUACACUACGAUUAAGCAAUAAAUAAAUAAAUAAUUUCAUGUCUGAGUAAA
Messenger RNA from Perca fluviatilis (European perch), 5845 nucleotides. RefSeq names its product WD repeat domain 31 (gene wdr31). The coding region runs from base 3089 to 4165 and encodes 358 amino acids. Gene Ontology annotation, molecular function: protein binding. NCBI's taxonomy places the organism in Eukaryota, Metazoa, Chordata, Actinopteri, Perciformes, Percidae. The transcript has 10 exons. The record is from RefSeq and is a predicted model, not a curated record.